AUGGAAGCUUUCCUCGACGAAGCAGAAUCCAGCUCCGCGAAGGAAUCAUGGUUGCUGGGCGCGUACAGAUAUCUAAGAGAUCGCCACAGAUUCAUUAUCACCAAUUUAUCACGGCGUCCAGAUUCCGAUAAACUUCAGAAGAGCCGCUUUCUCGGAGUUCGACCCGUCUUCCACGUCAACCAAAAGACACGAGCCAUGGUUCGCAACAGGUUCUCGCCUUUGACAGGAAGUCGCCCUGCGAUGAUCCACCCCGCAGGCCUUCUUGUCUUUCCGAAGAUUGACUGUAUCGAGCCCCUCUUCGGCGGGUUUUCUCCCCAGUCUAUCGAAUCGAUCUUGCGUACCCAACCUCGCCACGUUGCAAAAUUUCUCCAAUCUUUCGAGACAAUGUACGUACCCGGGUUUCGCACACUGUAUAAGGCUUCGGACCCUUUAUUCGGAUGUUGGCCUUUUAUGUUUCCGAAACUCAGGACUAUCUUGGUGGCAACAUAUCAUAUCACAAAAUCCCGUCUGCACGAGCAUCUCAAGAUUCAUAACCACGAUGAGCUUCGGCUUCUUGACACAGACACGUUCUCAUCCCUAUACGAUUGGAAGCAGUUCGAGUUCAAUCCUGUUGCACCUACACUGAAGCCAAUUUGGGAGAAAAAGGUCCGUCUAGUCGGCACAGGACCAUUACUAAACUCGAGAACACAAGGAGUCAUGGAACUGGUCCAGACGUCACAGGGAUUGCGCAUGCGCAUAUUGGGUCCCGAGUGUCCUAGUUGUCAAUUUUAA
Messenger RNA from Colletotrichum aenigma, 771 nucleotides. RefSeq lists its product as uncharacterized. Lineage: Eukaryota; Fungi; Ascomycota; Sordariomycetes; Glomerellales; Glomerellaceae. The transcript has a single exon. Bases 1 to 771 code for a protein of 256 amino acids. The record is from RefSeq and is a predicted model, not a curated record.